Molecule: messenger RNA, 4357 nt
Organism: Acomys russatus (golden spiny mouse)
Lineage: Eukaryota; Metazoa; Chordata; Mammalia; Rodentia; Muridae
Gene: Rabgap1l
Product: RAB GTPase activating protein 1 like
Exons: 26
Coding region: 211-3366 (1051 amino acids)
Source: RefSeq, a predicted model, not a curated record
UGUCCCAGCAGCCCGGAGUCCGGGGGGCGUGAGGACAGGGUUAUUUUCUUACCCACUUGAAAGCGUCUGUUGGAUCCCGUGUCCUUCCCUCGCUCUUUCCCUUCCUCCGCCCGGCGCACUUUGCUCUGUUCCUGCUGGCGAUGCUUGUGGUUUUACUGUCUGGGAUAGUUGUGCCAGGUGGAUGUGGAGAGAGAAGUUUGCAGAACUGAAAUGGAGGUCAGAGCUUCAUUACAGAAGGUUAGCGGGUCAUCUGAUUCUGUGGCCACACUGAACAGUGAAGAAUUUGUUUUGGUUCCUCAGCACGCAGAUGACACUUCUACAAAGGAUGAUGGGAAGCCACAGCUGAAGAUAGCUUCCAAUGGUGAUGAACAGUUGGAAAAAGCCAUGGAAGAGAUUUUGAGAGAUUCAGAGAAAGGACAAAGCAGUCUACUUGUUGAUUGCCAAGGAUCCAGUGAGGUUUCAGACUAUUCCUUCGGAGAUGUUCCAGCCAGCCAAACAAAUAAGCCACCUCUUCAGUUAAUUUUGGAUCCUUCUAAUACAGAAAUUUCCACACCCAGACCGUCUUCUCCAAGCAGAUCUCCUGAAGAAGACAGUGUUCUCUUUAACAAAUUGACCUACUUAGGGUCCAUGAAGGUCUCCUCCCCACGUAGCGAGGUGGAAGCACUACGGGCAAUGGCAACCAUGAGAUCUUCCAGUCAGUACCCCUUUGCUGUUACUCUGUAUGUGCCUAAUGUUCCAGAAGGUUCUGUGAGAAUCAUAGACCAGUCAAGCAACGUGGAGAUAGCAUCUUUUCCAAUUUAUAAAGUGCUGUUCUGUGCACGUGGGCAUGAUGGGACAACAGAAAGCAAUUGCUUUGCAUUUACAGAGAGUUCUCAUGGCUCAGAAGAAUUUCAGAUACAUGUUUUCACCUGUGAAAUUAAAGAGGCAGUAAGCAGAAUUUUAUAUAGUUUCUGUACUGCAUUCAAACGUUCUGCCAGACAGGUGUCUGAUGUUAAAGAUUCAGUCAUCCCGACCCCGGACAGUGAUGUGUUUACCUUCAGUGUCUCUUUGGAGGUAAAAGAAGAUGAUGGAAAAGGAAACUUUAGUCCUGUGCCUAAGGAUAGAGAUAAAUUUUAUUUCAAAAUAAAGCAAGGAAUAGAGAAGAAGGUUGUGAUUACAGUUCAGCAACUUUCUAACAAAGAAUUAGCUAUUGAGAGAUGUUUUGGAAUGUUAUUAAGCCCAGGUCGAAACGUGAAGAACAGUGACAUGCAUUUACUGGAUAUGGAAUCCAUGGGAAAGAGUUACGAUGGCAGAGCUUAUGUCAUCACAGGCAUGUGGAACCCUAAUGCACCAAUAUUUCUGGCACUUAAUGAAGAAACCCCAAAAGAUAAAAGGGUAUACAUGACUGUGGCAGUGGACAUGGUAGUCACUGAGGUGGUGGAGCCAGUCCGCUUUCUCCUGGAGACAGUAGUUCGUGUGUACCCUGCAAAUGAAAGGUUUUGGUAUUUCAGCAGGAAGACAUUUACAGAGACUUUCUUCAUGAGGUUGAAACAGUCUGAGGGGAAAGGCCAUAGCAGCGCUGGGGAUGCAAUAUAUGAAGUGGUGAGUCUGCAGAGAGAGUCUGACAAGGAGCAGCCGGCCACACCGACUAGCGGAGGGGGGCCACAGUCACCUCAGGAGGACGAUGCAGAAGGAGAGAGUGACAACGAACUCUCAAGUGGAACAGGUGAUGUGUCUAAAGACUGUCCUGAGAAGAUCCUCUAUUCUUGGGGAGAAUUGUUAGGAAGAUGGCACAAUAACCUUGGUGCCCGACCUAAAGGACUACCCACUUUGGUGAAGAGUGGUGUUCCUGAGGCAUUAAGGGCAGAAGUGUGGCAGCUAUUAGCCGAAUGCCAUGACAACCAGGCAAUGCUGGAUAGAUACCGAAUUCUUAUCACAAAGGACUCUUCACAGGAGAGCGUGAUUACUCGAGAUAUUCAUCGCACAUUUCCUGCACACGAUUACUUCAAAGACACUGGAGGAGACGGCCAGGAAUCUCUCUACAAGAUCUGCAAGGCCUACUCUGUGUAUGAUGAAGACAUCGGGUACUGUCAAGGGCAGUCCUUUCUUGCUGCUGUAUUGCUGUUGCAUAUGCCGGAGGAGCAAGCAUUCUGUGUUUUGGUGAAGAUCAUGUAUAAGUACGGAUUACGAGACCUAUACAAAAGCAAUUUUGAAGAUCUUCAUUGCAAAUUCUAUCAACUUGAGAAGCUAAUGCAGGAACAGCUGCCAGACUUGUACAACCAUUUUUGUGAUCUGAACCUGGAAGCUCAUAUGUAUGCAUCCCAGUGGUUCCUCACUCUGUUUACUGCCAAGUUUCCACUCUGCAUGGUCUUCCAUAUCAUUGACCUUCUGCUAUGUGAGGGUUUGAACAUAAUCUUUCAUGUAGCUUUGGCUCUCCUAAAGACCUCAAAGGAAGACCUCCUCCAGGCUGAUUUUGAAGGUGCUUUGAAGUUCUUCAGAGUUCAGCUUCCAAAGAGAUACCGGGCAGAGGAGAAUGCAAGAAGAUUGAUGGAGCAGGCCUGCAAUAUUAAAGUUCCAACCAAAAAGCUGAAGAAAUAUGAGAAAGAAUAUCAGGCAAUGCGAGAGAAUCAGCUGCAGCAGGAGGACCCAAUGGACAGAUACAAGAGGGAGAACCGGAGGUUACAGGAGGCCAGCAUGAGGUUGGAACAAGAGAAUGAUGACCUUGCCCACGAACUAGUGACAAGCAAAAUUGCUCUACGGAAUGACCUGGAUCAGGCAGAAGACAAAGCUGAUGUGCUGAACAAGGAGCUCCUCCUGACCAAGCAGAGGUUGGUGGAAACUGAGGAAGAGAAGAGGAAGCAAGAGGAGGAGACCGCCCAGCUAAAAGAAGUCUUCAGGAAACAACUAGAAAAGGCAGAAUAUGAGAUAAAGAAGACUACAGCUAUCAUUGCUGAGUAUAAACAGAUCUGUUCUCAGUUAAGUACCAGACUGGAGAAACAGCAAGCAGCCAGCAAGGAGGAGCUUGAAGCAGUAAAGGGUAAGAUGAUGGCAUGCAAACACUGCAGUGACAUCUUCAGCAAGGAAGGAGCCUUAAAGCCAGUGGCCGUCACCAGAGAGGUCCAGGGCAUGGGAGCCGAGGAUGAGAAGGACUCGCUGAAGAAGCAGCUGCGGGAGCUGGAGCUGGAACUGGCACAGACUAAACUGCAGCUGGUGGAAGCCAAGUGCAAAAUUCAGGAACUUGAGCAUCAGAGAGGAACGCUUAUGAAUGAAAUACAAGCUGCAAAAAACUCUUGGUUUAGCAAAACCCUGAACUCUAUCAAAACAGCUGCAGGCACCCAGCCCCUGCAGCCAGCACAGGCGCCUCAGCCGCCCAAGGAGAGCACAUAGCUCCAGCCUCUGCCAAGCACAAGAGCACAAUAAUCAAACGACGGAAACCAAGAACUUUCCUGUUGUCCCUUUGAAAGAAAGCAAAGGAAACCAGAAAGCAAGAUAGAAUCUCUCAGUAGCUCUAUCUCUUGUGUAUGACAUGUUUCAAAGGGAUGUUAUUUAAACUGGCCUGAUUUAUGUUGAAUAUCUAUUUCCCAGCUUCUUCAUGGAAAGCCACAUUCAGAUUCAUCAUAGUGUUACACAUUGUUUUAUAUGCCUGAAAUUUAGUUGGAAAUGAGUAAUCUAGAACUGAACUAAAUGCUUUUGUUUAGAAUUAACAACUUCAUAAUAUUUUGAUCUUACAUAAAAAUGGAGACAUGUUAAUCCAAAGUUAAAAUGAUAAGACCUUUGUGACAGAAUUCUCUUUUUAAAGGGAAGCUAACGCUCGUUAAUAUUCCAGGAUGAUUUAUAUAAAGCACACUGUGGGGUGGUACAUGAUCACUUUACAGGUUUCACCCUGAAAGUGGCUUCCAGUGUCAGGCAGCUACCCCUAUGCCAAGAUAAGAGCAGGCCAGAGGUUGGCUUGAGAGUUCCCUCCAAAUUACUCUGUGUUGGCUGCAUUUGGGGAUGGAGUAUCAAGAGCUGUGGAGUAGAUGGGCUACUGCACUCUAGAUAAAUAGAGAGUUGCAAUAAAUAUGCAAUAAAAUCAUUUGGCUCUGGCAUGCUAGCAGAUCCCUUAAGGACUCUACAGGAGGCUCAGUCUCAUGAUCUGCCUGUGUAAGAACACAGAGGUAGCUUGUGGCAGAUGUAACCACAAAGAUGGAUAUUGUAAGUUGCAGGCCUAGGGAUCCUUCCCUGAAGAAGUCUAAAAAGGCCCAUGUUCAGGCAUUAUACUUCGAGUGGACCAGAGAUGAGUCACUGGACGAUGACAAACUUGUUAAGGCAAACACCAAUGUCCUGUGCUGUAUGAAAGGAUGUGAUGUUGCCAAGGAAGUUGAGGAAAGCUUCCCAG